Naegleria gruberi is the source of this 402-nucleotide messenger RNA. RefSeq lists its product as uncharacterized. The record is from RefSeq and is a predicted model, not a curated record. The coding region runs from base 1 to 402 and encodes 133 amino acids. The transcript has a single exon. Lineage: Eukaryota; Heterolobosea; Eutetramitea; Acrasida; Naegleriidae.
AUGACCAAGCAUACAGGAGCAAUUUUCCAAUUUGCUGAUAAUUCUUUGAAAGAAGAUAAGGAUUUUGUUUUAAAGGCCAUUCCUAUUUCUGUUACAGUUUCCAAAUUUAUUUCUCCCAAUUUGAAAGAAGAUAAGGAAAUUAUUUUGAAAGCAUUGAAAACAUCACCUGUUGCCUAUGCAUUCUUUGAUAAUUCUGUUCUAUUUUGUGGAGAUCAGGAUAUUGCUUAUAGGGCUGUUAAAUCAAAUCUCCAUAUUCUUAAAACUAUUAGUAUUGAUUAUUUUAAGGAUCGUAAAUUUGUCUCUCAAUUAUUCAAGUUAAUGUUUAGAAAGAAAAAGUACAAGAAGAAGAAGAAUGGAAAUAAUCAAAAAACAACAACAACUAAUAGUACUACUACUAAUUAG